ACUAGCCAACUUUCCAAUUUAGUCAGAACACUUAAAUUGAUAUUUCUAGCGUUACGAUAGCUAUAAUUUGAUCUAAUAUUUUAUUAAAAUAUAAAAAUUCAAUUUAAUAGUUAUUUAGUUAGUAUUUUGAAACGGCAUAGAGCGGAACAUUAGUCACUGCGUCUAAAAAUCGAUAUCAUUCUAAAAUACAUGGAACGUGUGAGGUGUCGCAACACCAAAGAGUGAGCAGUAAGUCAAAAACUAAUCAAAAAGCAAGAACAGGAACAACCACUAUUUAUUGUGUUCUAAAAAUAUUUAAUGGUUUAUUUAGCUUGGAUCUGUACUUUGCAUUUUUGGUAAUGGUACAACAAGCCAAUCGUGGAUGUUUAAUCAAGAGAGGUUUUUGAAACAUGUCUAAAACCAUCAAUGCGUAUAGGAUCAAGAAGAUAGAAAACUACGGCAAAAUGACACAAAUGACACAAGAAGAAAUUGUUGCUGCUGUAAAAACAGUCGCUCAAGGGUUGGAAGCCUUGAGAUCAGAACAUACAGGAAUUCUACACAGCCUUCAUGAAGCCCCCGAUCCUGUAGUUAGUGAAAGAGCUGGCUUAGUGCAGCAGAGCGCUGAUAUGAUAGAGCUUGGUCUUGGGGAAGCACAGGUGAUUAUGGCAUUAGCCGCACACUUACAACUAGUUGAAGCUGAAAAACAAAAAUUGCGUACGCAAGUUAGAAGAUUAUGUCAAGAAAAUGCAUGGCUUCGUGAUGAAUUAGCCUCUACACAACAGAGAUUGCAGUCCAGCGAACAAAUGGUCGCUCAAUUAGAAGAGGAUAAACGUCAUCUUGAAUUUAUGAGUUCAGUGAGCAAAUUUGACCAAGAUGUAACUGAUGACAAUGCAUCUGAACAGUCAAAGAGUGAAAAACCCGAUCCAGUAGUAGAUCUGUUUCCAGAUGAUGAAGCAGAUGACAGGCAUAAUAUGUCUCCUACACCACCAAAUCAAUUACAACUAUCUCAACAAGUAAAUGCUGGCUACGAAAUUCCCGCUCGACUCAGAACCCUCCAUAAUUUAGUUAUACAGUAUGCUUCUCAAGGUCGAUACGAAGUGGCAGUACCUUUGUGUAAACAAGCUUUGGAAGACUUGGAAAAAACCAGUGGACACGAUCACCCUGAUGUAGCUACCAUGCUGAACAUUUUAGCUCUUGUUUACAGGGAUCAAAACAAAUAUAAAGAUGCUGCAAACCUUUUAAAUGAUGCUCUAGCAAUAAGAGAAAAAACUCUCGGAGAAAAUCAUCCAGCUGUAGCUGCUACUUUGAACAAUUUGGCUGUGUUAUAUGGUAAACGUGGAAAGUACAAAGAAGCUGAACCAUUGUGUAAAAGAGCACUAGAUAUAAGAGAAAAGGUGCUUGGAAAGGAACAUCCUGACGUAGCUAAACAAUUGAAUAACCUGGCUUUGCUAUGUCAAAAUCAGGGCAAAUAUGAAGAGGUAGAAAAGUAUUAUCAAAGGGCGUUAGAAAUCUAUGAAAAAAGGUUAGGCGCAGAUGAUCCGAACGUCAGCAAAACCAUGAAUAAUUUGGCUUCUUGUUAUUUGAAGCAAGGCAAAUACAAGGAAGCUGAAGUUCUCUACAAGCAGAUCCUUAACAGAGCACAUGAACGGGAAUUCGGAACUAUUGACGGUGAAAACAAGCCUAUUUGGCAAGUAGCAGAGGAACGUGAGGAGAAUAAAGCCAAAAAUAAAGAAAAUGUACCAUAUGGAGAAUAUGGGGGCUGGCAUAAAGCAGCUAAAGUGGAUUCUCCGACUGUUACUACAACUCUUAAGAAUUUGGGCGCUUUAUAUAGGCGUCAAGGCAAGUAUGAAGCUGCUGAAACCCUAGAAGAUUGUGCCCUACGCAGCAGAAAGGAAGCAUUGGACAUUGUGAAACAUUCUAGAAAUCUUCUGACAGAUGAUAGACGCAAACCCGGAAGUGUAAAAGAAAAGACUUCUCGCCGAGGUUCUAGAGAAUCUUUAGAUAUGGCUUAUGAUGGAGAUGAGACCACAACUGCAAAGACUCCAGACACGGAAAAAAGUGGCCUAAAAACUAAAUUGUUCAGCGCACUUGGAAUUCAUUCACCAGUGAGCAAACCCAGCUCUUAGUUCUGUUCUUUUUUACCGAGAAUAUGAUAAAUUGUAUAUGUUGAGCUUUAAGUUUGAGAAUGUUUAUAUAUAGUAAUAUUUACUAAAAAUAACAUUCCAUCUAAUUGAAAGUUGUUUAGGAAAAAAUUCUAAAUACAUGGAGGGUUCUGACUAGAAAGGGAAAACAAAAGCUUCUGCAUCUAUUUGAGAUGGAAAUGCCACAGAAUUUGACACAAAAGUUUAUUACAUUUCACAGUUUAAUGAGGUAAUAAAUAGACUAUUGAAGAAUAUCUUUUUAUGUGCACAUUUUUGCAAAUAGAAGAAACAGUUAAUUAUAGAUUAGUAACCCAUUCUGCAAUUUCAAUAGUGGUUACUUAAGCAAGCAGCAGUCUCUUAAUGUGCAUUAUAAUAUAAUUGCUUAUUAAACUUUUUUUUCCAAAUUAGCAUUGGUGAUUUGGUACAGAUACAUUUUGAACAUAUUUAUUCUUCAGAUAAUUAUAAUUUUAUGUUUGUUAACGAUACUUUCUAGUAUUGUUACAAUAAUGUUCAAUUGAAACCUUUCAAGUAGGUUCAUAUAAUAUCUAUAUUUUGACUGAGUCGAAAUAUAGUAACACUGACCCAAGUAGAUUUGGAAGAUAAUUAUAUUACCUGUCUUGUUAUCUACAUUUCCAGAAAUAUAUUUUUCAUAAGAAAGAAAAAAAUUAUCUCCCCCUUACGAGGUCCGUACCCUUCAUAUUUUACUUUUGGACUUUAUUUUCAACUUGAGUGAUUUCAAGUAUAAACUAGUUACAAAAUAUCUAAGUUUUUUCCUAAACUGAAUUUAAAUCAUUCAGAAAUUAGCGAAUUCAAAAGCUUUAGUGCAAUAACAAAUAUUUUUAACAACAUGCAUUAAGUAUAACGAACAAAUAUCUGAAAAACAAUUUAUAGGAUCAGUCAUUAUUAUAUUUUUUUAUUUUUUGCUUAAUGAAAUUUCAUUGCUUAAUUUAAUAAUAUUUUAGAUUUAACUUUUUAAAAGGUGAUCAAUACUUGCUUAAACUACUGGCUUGUAUUACAAUUUCAAUAAAGUAUCUGGUUAAAGUA
Molecule: messenger RNA, 3164 nt
Organism: Diorhabda carinulata
Lineage: Eukaryota; Metazoa; Arthropoda; Insecta; Coleoptera; Chrysomelidae
Gene: Klc
Product: kinesin light chain
Exons: 10
Coding region: 390-2105 (571 amino acids)
Biological process (GO): microtubule-based movement
Cellular component (GO): kinesin complex; cytoplasm; membrane-bounded organelle
Molecular function (GO): kinesin binding
Source: RefSeq, a predicted model, not a curated record